AUGCUUAUCCAGCGGCUGACAUUUGCUCACCCCGCAGUGCGACGAGACACGACCGACAUGUUUGAGAUGCGUCAAGUCUCGUCGCCCCUUCACCUGGACCUGCGAACCCGUGCUGUCAUUUACUAUCUCAACUAUUACUUACGAGCACCAGCUGAUGUGCAACGCCUCCCAGGCAGCGUUUCAGACAGCAUUGAAGAAUGGGUCUCGGGGAAAACGAUUCCAAUCAUUGAUUCAGCGGUUUCGUCGAUGGCACUAGUCGUCUUUUCGCGGACACAGCAACAUUCAGUGGCCGCAGCGGAAGCCUACGUGCAGUAUGGUGAGUUACUGCGGCACGCGCACCAGACGUUGUCCAGUCUGGUCGAAACAAACAUUGAUGCCGCUUUGCUGGUCGUCUUCCUAAUGAGUCGCUACGAAGACUCGUUGCACGGGAGGGCUGAUAAUGUGCCCAACAGUUACCUGCAUCAUGAUGGUGCAGCCGCGAUUUUGAAAAUAUGGAGAAACCAGCACCCACUGGAGAAGCUGUCGGCAACUUCUGCGGUCAAGUAUUCGCGGCGGGGUAUCAUUAGAUCAGCUCUUUUGCGGUAUCUUUCAGUGCCAGCAUGGCUCGAAGACGGUCAGCCUUUUGGCGAGUGUGGCAGAGACCUCGAUUAUGACCGCAUAAUGGUCCAAGUUGCGAGACUUCGAAAUCAGCUCACGAUCUUGCAACGGAAUAAUUUCCAGCUGAACAGCAGCAGUCCGAAACUGUUCCAAGAGCUUCAGAAACUGCGCAGCGAAGCAGCGAACUUAGACCAUGCACUGCGCCACUGGGCGACUCGAAUUCCAAGUUCCUGGUACCCACGUCGGCAUCUCAUGCCCGCGGCGUCGUAUUUGCCUACUCGAGACUUCUUCUCCUCGGAGGUUUACAGCUACUCCAGUAUUGCCUACGCUACCCUGUGGCUGAACUACUCGGCUACAAGGCUAUUGGUCAAUCAAGCAUGGCUGAAGAUCCUCGAGCUCAUUCAACCAUAUUCAGAUUCAUCUGUCUACGCCCACGAGGUGAAAGAGUGCCACUCGCGCCUCAUAGCCACGUCAGUGGACAUGUCCUCGAGUAUUCCAUUUGUCCUUGAGAGGUUCAAGGUCACAGACAGGGGUCAGCAGCAAACCGAGAUCACACUCAACACAGAUGCUGAGAUCACCCCGUACGUGGCAAGUUUAACUGCGUGGCCACUUGGGAUUGGCUCGUGCAUUGGCAGUUUGCCUGUGGAGCACAGACAGUGGUUCAGGAACCAGUUGUCAUUCAUGGGGAGGAUUCUCGGAUGUGGAAUCCUGGAGUGUGUUAGUGCUGCCGACCUGCUUGACCUCUGA
This is a messenger RNA of Fonsecaea nubica, 1344 nucleotides long. RefSeq lists its product as hypothetical. The record is from RefSeq and is a predicted model, not a curated record. The transcript has 2 exons. The coding region runs from base 1 to 1344 and encodes 447 amino acids. Lineage: Eukaryota; Fungi; Ascomycota; Eurotiomycetes; Chaetothyriales; Herpotrichiellaceae.